CGACGACGACGACGACGAAGAAGAAGAAGAAGAAGAAGAAGAAGAAGAAGAAGAAGAAGAAGAAGAAGAAGAAGAAGAAGAAGAAGAAGAAGACGAUGACGAAUAAGACGACGAAGAAGAAGAUGAUGACGAAGACGAUGACAACAAAGAAGACGACAAAGAAGACAACGAAGAAGACGACGACGAAGAAGAAGAAGAAGACGAAGAAGACGAAGAAGAAGACGACAAAGAAGACAAAGAAAAAGAAGACGAAGAAGAUGAGGAAGACGAUGAAGAAGACGAUGAAGAAGACGAUGAAGAGGACGACGAAGAAGACGACGAAGAAGACGACGAAGAAGACGACGAAGAAGACAACGAAGAAGACAACGAAGAAGACAGCGAAGAAGACGAAGAAGCUGACGAAGAAGAAGGAAGAAGAGGAGAAUAGGAGGAAAAGGAAGAGGAAGAGGAAAAGGAAGAGGAAGAAGAAGAAGAGGAAGAGGAAGACGAAGAAGAAGAGGAGGAAGAGGAAGAGGAAGAGGAAAAGGAAGAGGAAGAAGAAGAAGAGGAGGAAGAGGAAGACGAAGAAGAAGAGGAAGAAGAAGAGGAAGACGACGAAGAAGACGACGAAGAUGACGACGACGGCGACGACGACGAAGAUGAAGAAGACGACGACGAAGACGACGACGAAGAAGAUGACGAAGAAGAUGACGACGACGACCAAGAAGAAGAAGAAGAAGAAGACGACGAAGACGAAGAAGACGACGACGAAGACGAAGAAGACGACGAUGAAAACGAAGACGACGAAAACGAAGACGCCGAUGACGCAGAAGACGAAGACGACGACGACGACGGCGAUGAAGACGAAGAUGACGACGACGACGAAGACGAAGACAACGAAGAAGAAGAAGAAGACGACGAUGACGAUGAAGACGACAAAGACGACGACGAUGAAGAAAAAGAUGACGACGAAGACGAAGAAGAAGAAGAAGAAGAAGAUGACGACGAAGACGACGAAGAAGAAGAAGAAGAUGACGACGACGACAAAGAAGAGGAAGACGACGACGAAGAAGAAGAAAAAAAAGACGAUGACGACGACGACGACGACGACGAAGAAGAAGAAGAAGAAGAAGAAGAAGAAGAAGAAGAAGAAGAAGAAGAAGAAGAAGAAGAAGAAGAAGA
Molecule: messenger RNA, 1161 nt
Organism: Chara braunii
Lineage: Eukaryota; Viridiplantae; Streptophyta; Charophyceae; Charales; Characeae
Source: the annotation of a GenBank genome assembly